CCUGUCCGACCGUCUGUCCGUCAGUCAGUCCGUCACGGAGCGCGCGGCGCGGGAGCUGCCGGCGCUCGCGGCGUCUCCCGGGAAGGAGCGCCGCGCCUGGAAAGGAGGCGGCGGCGGCUGCAGAAGCGCGAGCCCAGGCGCCGCCGGACCCGGGGCCGCCACGCCAGCCGGGGCCGCUGGAAGACCGAGCGGCGGCCGCGAUGGAGCAACUAUCAGAUGAAGAAAUUGAUCAUGGUGCUGAAGAAGAUAGUGAUAAGGAAGAUCAAGACCUGGACAAAAUGUUUGGAGCAUGGCUUGGGGAGCUAGACAAACUAACUCAGAGUUUGGAUUCUGACAAGCCUGCAGAACCAGUAAAAAGGUCUCCUCUUCGCCAGGAAACAAACAUGGCCAAUUUUUCUUACCGAUUCUCCAUAUACAACUUGAAUGAAGCUCUGAAUCAGGGAGAAACGGUGGAUCUGGAUGCCCUGAUGGCUGAUCUUUGCUCUAUAGAGCAGGAGCUAAGCAGUAUUGGUUCAGGAAGUAGUAAGCGUCAAGUCACAGAACUGAAAAGUACUCAGAAAUUACCUGCCAGCCGACAUACCUCCAAACAUGGCACAUUGAAAGGAUUAUCUUCUUCAUCUAAUAGGAUACCUAAGCCUUCCCAUGCUAACUACUCCCUGGAUGACAUCACUGCACAAUUAGAACAGGCUUCCUUGAGCAUGGAUGAAGCUGCUCAGCAAUCGGUACUAGAAGAUCCUAAGCCUUUAGGAACUAAUCAGCACAGAAGAACUGCCUCAGCAGGCACCGUGAGCGAUGCUGAAGUCCGCUCCAUUAGUAACUCCUCUCGUUCUAGCAUGACUUCUGCAGCCUCCAGCAUGGAUUCUUUGGAUAUUGACAAAGUAACACGCCCUCAAGAACUAGAUUUGACCUAUCAGGGACAGCCAAUUACUGAGGAAGAACAGGCAGCAAAAUUGAAAGCUGAGAAGAUCAGAGUUGCUCUAGAGAAAAUUAAAGAGGCACAAGUGAAAAAGCUGGUGAUUAGAGUCCAUAUGUCUGAUGAUAGUUCUAAAACAAUGAUGGUGGAUGAGAGGCAGUCAGUGAGACAAGUGCUGGACAACCUUAUGGACAAAUCCCACUGUGGCUACAGCUUAGAUUGGUCACUAGUGGAAACCAUUUCUGAAUUACAAAUGGAGAGAAUCUUCGAAGAUCAUGAAAACUUGGUUGAAAAUCUUCUCAAUUGGACAAGAGAUAGCCAAAACAAGCUUAUAUUUAUGGAGCGCAUAGAAAAAUAUGCACUUUUCAAAAACCCACAGAAUUACCUUCUAGGAAAAAAGGAAACAGCUGAGAUGGCCGAUAGAAACAAAGAAGUGCUAUUAGAGGAAUGUUUUUGUGGAAGUUCUGUAACUGUACCAGAAAUUGAAGGAGUCCUUUGGUUGAAAGAUGAUGGCAAAAAGUCUUGGAAAAAGCGUUACUUUCUCUUGCGAGCAUCUGGCAUCUACUAUGUCCCUAAAGGAAAAGCAAAGGUGUCUCGGGACCUGGUGUGCUUUCUCCAGCUGGAUCAUGUCAAUGUUUAUUAUGGUCAGGACUAUCGGAACAAAUAUAAAGCACCUACAGACUAUUGUCUGGUACUAAAGCACCCGCAGAUUCAGAAGAAAUCUCAGUAUAUCAAAUACCUUUGUUGUGACGACGUGAGGACACUGCAUCAGUGGGUCAAUGGGAUCCGCAUUGCAAAGUAUGGGAAGCAACUCUACAUGAACUAUCAAGAAGCCUGGAAGAGGACAGAGUCAGCCUAUGAUUGGACUUCUUUAUCCAGCUCCAGCAUUAAAUCAGGUUCCAGUUCUUCUAGCAUCCCAGAGUCUCAGUCAAAUCACUCCAAUCAGUCUGACAGUGGAGUUUCUGAUACCCAGCCAGUAGGACACAUCCGUUCCCAGAGCAUCGUGAGCUCCAUCUUCUCUGAAGCCUGGAAACGAGGCACUCAGUUGGAAGAGUCCAGCAAGGCCAGAAUGGACUCUGUGAGCCGACCCUACGCAUCACUUGUGGCCCCGCUGUCCCCACAAACCAAGAUCGUGGCCCCUCACGCGGCUUCGCAGCCCUCCCCGCCGCUGCCCCCCCCUCCGCCGCCGCCGCCGCCGCCCCCGCCGCCGCCGCCGCCCCCGCCGCCGCCCCUCCCCAGCCAGUCCGCGCCCUCGGCCGGCUCCUCGGCCACCAUGUUCGUCAAGUACAGCACCAUCACCCGGCUGCAGAACCAGGCGGCUCAGAGCGCGGGAGCCCUGUUUCGGGCGCCGGCGGCGGCGGCCGCGCAGCCCCAGUCCGUCAAGCCGCAGAUCCCGGUGCCCCCCAGUGGCGUGGUCCCCCCGCCCCCCCCUCCCCCGCCGCCCCCCACGCCCGGCUCGGCCAUGGCCCAGCUGAAGCCCGCCCCCUGCGCCCCUUCCCUGCCCCCCUUCAGCCCCGCCCCGCCCCCGCUGAAGCUCCACCAAGUCCCGCUGGGCCCCGCCGCGGCGCCCCCCGCCCCGCCCCCGGCGGCGCCCCCCGCCGCCCUCCCCCCUCCGGCCCCCCCCAAGCCCCUGCCCCCGCCCGGCAGCGCCAAGGCCGGGCCGCCGCCCGCCGCCCCGGCCCCCGCGCCCCCCGCCAAAAAGCAGCCGGCCUUCCCGGCGGCCUACGCGCCGCCCUCGCCCCCCGCGCCGGGCCCGCCGCCCACGCUGCCCAAGCAGCCGAGCCUGGGCGCCAAGCCGCCCGCCUCGCCGCUGCCGCCCGCCUCGCCGCUGCCGCCCGCCUCGCCGCUGCCGCCCGCCUCGCCGCUGCCGCCCGCGCCCGCGCCCGCGAGGCAGCUGGCCAGCCAGUUCCCGCCCCCGCCCGCCGCCCCGCAGUCGCCCCCGGCCGUGAAGGCCAAGCCCAAGUGGCAGCCCGGCCCCGCGCCCGCGCCCUCCCCGGACUUCCCGCCGCCGCCCCCCGAGAGCAGCCUGGCGUUUCCCCCGCCGCCGCCGCCGCCCGCGCCCGCCCCGGACAAGGGCGGCUCGCCCGGCAAAAAGCCCGGCAAGAUGUCCAGCCCCGGGGGCAAGAAGCCGCCCCCGACCCCGCAGCGCAACUCCAGCAUGCGGGCGGCGGGCGGCGGCGCCGAGCCGCCCGAGCCCAAGAGGCCGUCGGUGGACAGCCUGGUGAGCCGGUUCGCGCCGCCCGCCGACGCGGGCUCCCCCGGCAAGGAGGCCGCGCCGCCCGCCGCGCCCCCCAAGCCCGGAAAGCUGCACCUGCCCGGGGUGCACCUGCCCGGCCUCGCCCCGCACGGCCCCGCGCCCGCCGGCGCCAGGGCCCCGGCCGGGGACUUCCCCUCCCCGCCCUCCGACUCCGACUUCCCGCCCCCGCCGCCCGAGACCGAGCUGCCCCUGCCCCCCGUCGACAUCCCCGCCGUCUUCGCCGCCAGCACGUCGCCGAAAGUGGCCGUGGUCAACCCGCAGCCGCAGGCCUGGGCCAAGGCGGCCGGCCGGAGGGCGCCCCCGCCCACCCGGCCCAAGCGCAACGACAGCACGCGCCUCACGCGCGCGGACUCCCCCGAGCCGCCGCCCGCGCCCGCGCCCGCAGCUGCGCCUCAAGUGCCCACCUCUCCCAAGCCCAGCCUUAGCGUCCAGCCGGGAUUCCUGGCCGACCUCAACCGGACUCUGCAGCGCAAGUCCAUCACGCGGCACGGCUCGCUCUCCUCCUCCCGCCUGUCCCGAGCGGAGCCCACGGCCACCAUGGACGACAUGGCCUUGCCCCCUCCGCCCCCCGAGCUGCUCUCCGACCCGCAGAAGGCCAGCCUCGGGGGCAGCCACAUUUCAGGCUAUGCAACCCUGCGGAGAGGGCCCCCGCCGGCGCCCCCCAAGAGAGACCAGAGCACCAAGCUCUCCCGGGACUGGUAGCUGCCCCCCAACUUCCCACGCUGACUCAUUCUACAAUCAGCUCACCCGAGCACCCGUCAGUCCAGGGGU
Dipodomys spectabilis (banner-tailed kangaroo rat) is the source of this 3941-nucleotide messenger RNA. It is a transcript of the gene Raph1, whose product is annotated as Ras association (RalGDS/AF-6) and pleckstrin homology domains 1. Gene Ontology annotation, cellular component: cytosol; plasma membrane. NCBI's taxonomy places the organism in Eukaryota, Metazoa, Chordata, Mammalia, Rodentia, Heteromyidae. Gene Ontology annotation, biological process: signal transduction. The record is from RefSeq and is a predicted model, not a curated record.